AUGGCCCAACAGAAAGCCAUAUAUGAGUAUCUACGAUCGAUAGACUGCUGCCGGGUGUGCUGUUUGCGGUUCCUCAAAGGCACGAAGGAAGACUUUGUAGAUAUUAAUGCGGCAUUAGUUAAGCGCGAGUUAGAACCUGCCUAUGAGACUAACGGAAAUCACAACAUAAAAAAAGUUAAAGAAAACGUAUGUGUCGCCUGUAUGGGAGUAUUCGAUUUGGAUCAUAUCGCUUCUCUGGGUAGCGAGGUGAAAGAUCACACGUCCUACCAACGAUACCAGUGUGAGGCAGGAUUUCUUACGUCGAUAUCCUUACCGAUCGUGUUGCACUUGAGACAGCUUGCGUUAUGGGUUGAUGUACUUGAGCAUUUUCCUGAGUCAUUUGUUCCCGGAACACCGCCAGACAUCCCGGUGAAGGACGCGCUUAAAACCAUAAUUAUUCACCACCUCGAGCAAACGCUCGAUAAACCAUUCUCCGUGGAUGGUGUGAUGGUAAACAUACCCUACACCUACGCCAACGAGCAGGAAGAACUGCGGGUACUAGAGCUGAUCAGUCCCGGAGUGUUCGCAAAUCGCAAAGCUCACAAACACUCGAAAAAAGAUUUUAUCACUAGAAACGCGUUCGAAAAACAUUUCACCCCAAACGGGAUCAAUGUCGAACGGUUCCGGAAGCACUACACGGUGCCUCCGGUUUCAGCUGAGCAGGUUGGGUUAGAACGUGGUGAGCUUACGUUUACGGGACCGACCGUUUUUAUCGCAGGCCGGUACAAUAAAUUCUCUCGUGAGCUCAGUCAAACACCCUGGGUCAUCGAGGGUAAGCGGUUGAUGGAAGGAAGUGUACAAGAAACGAUUGUAGCCGCUAUUGCACCGUACUUUGGAGUGCCAGAUGAGAAGCUCAUCUUUUCCUCAAGCGGGCGGGAAGAUGUCGACGUUCGGUGCCUCGGCGAAGGGCGUCCGUUCGUGUUGGAAAUCCCAGAUGCAAUGCGAGAUGUCCUCUCGGAACAGGUGGCGAUCGACAUGGAACAGCAGGUUGGUAUUUCAAAAACCGUAGCUAUAAGAGACCUUCAGCUGGUAAAACGGGAAGAUCUGGUGCACAUUCGUGGGGACGAGGACAAACGAAAGUUCUACCGGGCACUCUGCGUCACGGUCGAACCCGUCACGGAGGAAAUGAUUCGAAAGCUACGCACCGAUGACCCAUUCGUCAUGCAGCAGGUUACUCCACUGCGAGUCCUUCACAGGAGAGCUCUGCUAGCUCGGCCAAGAACGGUGUAUAGCCUAAAGGCAUUCGCGUGUAAGCAAAAUCCUCACGCAAUGGUGGUUGACAUCGUGUCCCAGGCCGGAACAUACAUCAAGGAGCUGGUACACAGCGAUUUCGGAAGAACGAGCCCGAGCUUCCGGAGCAUGAUCGGUUCGGCAAUCGACAUUCAUGCCCUAGACGUAAUGGCCAUCGAUUUGGACUGGCCACGGAAAUUACGUAGAUGA
Anopheles nili is the source of this 1479-nucleotide messenger RNA. RefSeq names its product putative tRNA pseudouridine synthase Pus10 (gene Pus10). Lineage: Eukaryota; Metazoa; Arthropoda; Insecta; Diptera; Culicidae. The transcript has 2 exons. Bases 1 to 1479 code for a protein of 492 amino acids. Gene Ontology annotation, molecular function: pseudouridine synthase activity; RNA binding. The record is from RefSeq and is a predicted model, not a curated record. Gene Ontology annotation, biological process: tRNA pseudouridine synthesis.